CAGAGCGAAGAAGCGGGGACGGGGAUUCCGUCGAAGAGGAGCUGCAUCUCGGGCUCGCGUGGGAUUCGUCGUCGUUGUCGUAGAGGUGUGAGAGAGAGAGAGAGGACUUGUUAAAGCGCUAAUCGGGAUGGUUUACCGGUCGCUUCAGUCGUCGUCUUCUACCCCCGUGGGAAAGGCAGACCAUGACCCGAGCAGCAAGAGCCGUUGCUCAAAACCAUCGUGCCCCCUUCGGCUUCAGCCUUGUUGCAGCAACGCGCUGCAUUUUUCCCUCUUUCCCACCUCCGUCACGAAGAGAGGAGAGCUUUUUUUCUCUUCUUGUUCGUCUUCACGACAUUUCACUUCGCCACUUUCAUCGCCCACGCUCUGCUUGUGGUGGAGGGCUGUCUGAUACGCAUCCAGUUCAGAGAUUUCAUUCUUUUUCCUCCCCUGUUUUUGGGAAGCGUUUUUCAUCAUCCCGGUGGUUGUUUGGUCAGGCGAAUUGAGUCGAAGUUAGGAUUUUAUUUAUUCAUUUAUUUAUAUAUCGUAAUUUGGAUUUUCUUUUUUCUUUUUUUCGGACCGUGGUAGGAGCUUGUAGGGGGAACUUCGUGGGUGUGCCAGAGUUAAUUGGGAAUUCGGGUUUUGGUUUCUGGUAUCGAUGGGGGGUCUGGAUUGCGAGGUGUGAGCUGGGAAGAUGGGCUAGAAGUGGGCUCGCUGGUGAUCGCUUGCGACUUCAGGUUUUUUCUUGUGGAUGUGGUGGUGAGUUUUGCGUGUUCGGAAUGUGAGGCGCAUGUCUGUCGGAAGCCCUGAUGAUUUGUUGAGUUUAAAUGGUCGUUAGUGGACGGUGGGUGUCUCUGUGAAGCUCUCAGUGUCUUCAGGGGUUCCAAGUGUGGAAGAAGAAACCUGCUUUCGUUGUAGCGAUCUUUGAUUCGACAUGAGGCUUGCAGCAUUGGGGUUGUUUGAAGAGGUGGCAGUGCUUAGUCCUCCUCUUUGGUGAAAGUUCUCUUGAGCGGGUCAUUCCGUGGAGGAGAAUUGUGUAGAUGCGUAAGCGUGAAUUUUCCGUGAAUCUGGGACGUUGUGUUUGAAUCUUGAAGGCGUCGUGCGCUGUUGAGCUGCUUUGCCAUGGUGCAAUACCUUGCUGUUAAGCUGGGAGGGAACACCCGAGGAAAGGACCGUGAAAAUUUUGACACAUGUUGUACAAUAUUACAAUGUAGGCACCUGAAAUUGGUGAAAUUGAGUUGACAAGCACUUUUCGAUCUUUGUACAAUCCCCUAUUGAGGUCGAGGAAGGAGAUCUACCCAAAUACUUGGGUGUGUUGAUCGCAUAACGUUCUUACGUUGAUGACAUUGGUGCGGAUGUGAUUUCGCAUCACAAAUAAGUGGCAACGUAGGAACUUUUAAGCAUACGAGCGAUUUCAGCGAAACAGAGUACUUGUAAUGGAUCAUCCUAUGGACGGGUCCGUAGAUAUUGAGAAUGGGUAUCAGUUUAGGAUUGCACAGUCUCUUAACUUACCGGUUGGCAUGUCGCGAGAUGCAUUGCACCUCGACUCAAUUGCCAGGCGAUCUUGGCAAAGGUCAGUUGCUCCGACGAAGAAUAUGAUCGGUGCAGCCAGUACCCUGUCACCCACGAAGACCUCAUACAGCGACAGGUUUAUUCCUAGCCGCUCGAGUUCGAACUUAUCAAGUUUCUCUCUUUUGGAUCGGGCACUAUCAGGAGCCAACAUCGUGCAAUCUAGCGAUAGCAAAGAAGAUGGCUCGGGGGCCUACUCAAUGUUGUUGAGGUCAGAGCUCUUCGGACAAGUUGGAAGUUCACCAGUAACACCAGAAAAGUCUUUCGGAAUUGGUUCCCGAGAUUCAAUGCGGUCGCCCAUCAGUCCGAAAAGUCGGAACAUGUUCCGUUUUAAGAGCGAGUGCAAACCUAGCACCGGGUUGAAUUCUCAGCCAGAGAGCCCUUAUUCCCUUUCGCCCGUGGGAAUUGAUAGUACAAUGACCGGGGCAACCGUAUCGCCUCGGAAAGCGCCGAGGAAAAUUGCGCGGUCCCCCUGCAAGGUGUUGGAUGCGCCGGCUUUGCAGGACGAUUUUUAUCUCAACUUAGUGGAUUGGUCAUCUAGUAAUGUGCUUGCGGUUGGAUUGGGCACUUGUGUGUACUUGUGGAGUGCAUGCAGCAGCAAGGUGACAAAGCUCUGCGAUUUAGGGCUCACGGAUAGCGUCUGCUCCGUAGGGUGGACGCAGAGAGGCACGUAUCUCGCCGUCGGAACCAACCUGGGAGAUGUGCAGAUUUGGGAUGCCACACGGUACAGAAAAGUGCGGACUUUGGGUGGGCAUCGGACGCGAGUUGGGGCGCUGGCAUGGAGUUCACAUAUGUUGUCAUCUGGCAGCCGAGACCGAAGUAUAUUUCAGAGGGAUGUUAGAUCGCCAGAAGAUUUUGUAAGUAAACUUGUAGGGCAUAAGUCUGAAGUGUGUGGACUGAAGUGGUCGUGUGAUGAUCGAGAGCUCGCAUCUGGAGGAAAUGAUAACCAGUUACUUGUCUGGAAUCAGCAUGCGGCGCAACCCAUAGUAAAAUUCAGCGAGCACACUGCUGCUGUGAAGGCCAUUGCUUGGUCACCUCAUCAAAAUGGAUUGUUAGCAUCUGGGGGCGGCUCUGCUGAUCGAUGCAUACGAUUUUGGAAUACUGCUACGAGCUCUCAUUUAAAUUGUUACGACACCGGGAGCCAAGUGUGCAAUUUAGCGUGGUCGAAGAAUGUGAAUGAGAUUGUGAGUACGCACGGCUAUUCUCACAACCAGAUCAUUGUUUGGAAGUAUCCAACAAUGUCUAAGCUUGCUACAUUGACAGGGCAUUCAAUGCGGGUUUUGUACCUAGCCACAUCUCCAGAUGGUCAAACGAUUGUGACUGGAGCUGGCGAUGAGACGCUACGGUUUUGGAAUGUUUUCCCAUCUCCGAAAUCGCAAAGUGCUGUUCGUGAUACAGGUGUUUGGAGUCUUGGACGGACACACAUUCGAUAACCCUGAGCAGGGUGGCGCCCCCAAUAGUUCCCAAUACUUCAUUUAGCCUAGGUGCAAGUACCUAUGUUGCUGUAAUAUGAAGUCGGUAAAUUAAACCUAGGUUACCAAUCGAGGUGUAGGAUUAGAUCUUUUUCCCAUUUGCAAGUCCAAAAAAUAUUGAUGGCUGCACGAUCAUCAUUACCAGCACAUGAUCACAGCCACAUGCAUGGCUGCGUUUUGUAAUAUUUGGCUUCCAAUCUGCAGCUGUAUGUCCCUCAGAGGUAGAAUGGCAAGAGAUUCCUUCUCUACGAUUUCCCACUUGUUACAUUUGUCUCAAUCGAUUUAAAGAAAGGCUUACUGUGACUUUACCCAU
This is a messenger RNA of Physcomitrium patens, 3330 nucleotides long. RefSeq names its product protein FIZZY-RELATED 1. Gene Ontology annotation, cellular component: anaphase-promoting complex. Lineage: Eukaryota; Viridiplantae; Streptophyta; Bryopsida; Funariales; Funariaceae. Gene Ontology annotation, molecular function: ubiquitin ligase activator activity; anaphase-promoting complex binding; protein binding. Gene Ontology annotation, biological process: positive regulation of anaphase-promoting complex-dependent catabolic process; positive regulation of ubiquitin protein ligase activity; anaphase-promoting complex-dependent catabolic process. The record is from RefSeq and is a predicted model, not a curated record.